AUGGUGGAUCUGUACUGUAAUAAAGAAGUUACAACAGCACCUGGUCCAACGUUGAUUUAUCGAACAAUCGGCGGUAAUCUCGACAUCUACUUCUUCCCUGGUCCUACUCCAGAAGAAGUGACGCAACAAUACCUUGCGCUGAUAGGUACACCAAUUCUACCAGCAUACUGGGCUCUUGGCUUCCAGAUCUCCCGUUGGGGCUACAAAAACUUCGCUGAAAUGAAGGAGGUAGUGGAAAGAAAUAUACGGGCUGGGAUUCCAUUUGAUACUGUUGUUGGAGACAUUGAUUAUAUGGACAGAUAUAAAGAUUUUACAAUAGGCGAGGACUGGAAAGCAUUUCCUGCAUAUGUUGACAAGCUACAUAGUCAAGGGAUGCGUGUAGUGUUGAUGUUCGAUCCAGCUGUUCAAGUUAACUAUGCGCCUUUUGAAAGAGCAAUUCAGUCAAAAGCCCGAUUUGUGGAAUGGGAACGCUACGACCAAGUGAUGAAUGCAAGCAGCUUGUAUCCCCUAGUGAAUGGAACGAAAAUCAUGCUGGGUGUGAAAGCCCGAUUUGUGGAAUGGGAACGCCACGACCAAGUGAUGAACUCAAGCAGCUUGUAUCCCCUAGUGGAUGGAACGAAAAUCAUGCUGGGUGUGGUGUGGCCUGACAAUCACACUGCUUUUCCUGAUUUUCUGGAUCCAAGCGGGAAUACAGCAAAAUGGUGGACUGACGAGUUAGUUAGAUUUAGGAAAACGAUUGCAUAUGACGGUAUUUGGAUUGAUAUGAAUGAACCAGCAAACUUUGGGACAAAUGAAAAGCACCCAUGGUACUUUGAUGAUGACGACCAUCCAAAUAUUGAGCCUUUGAAAUGUCCAACAAACGAGAGCUCUGAAGAUGCGUAUUGGGACAUGCCACCAUAUAAAACGCAUAACGUGUGGGCGUUUGGAAAGGUUUGCGCUUUUUUUAUAGCAGGCUUCUGUAGAGUUUAA
Messenger RNA from Cylicostephanus goldi, 969 nucleotides. Lineage: Eukaryota; Metazoa; Nematoda; Chromadorea; Rhabditida; Strongylidae. The record is from the annotation of a GenBank genome assembly.